UUUUUGUACAGCAACCCGGAGUCGGUCAGUCGGUAAUAUGCCAUGGCGGGCGAACAAAUUGCACCAUUGCCUCCUCCCCUCCAGGAUUUGUCUGUUUUCAUCGACACGCAGCCAGAAAGUCUGGCCCAUGAAAACAGCGAGCUUCAAGGCCUUGCACUCCGAGCCACGAAAUAUGUAUUCGAUUGGGCGGUGCAAACGGAACCUGCAUCUUGGCCACACAUAGCACGCCUCCUCAAUACCCUAACGGAUGUCGAAACCACCCCAGACGCCAGUCAUGCCCUACCUGAUGAGCCUCAGAAGAAAAAGAACAGAGUAUCACAACUGGAAACACCAAUACCGUCGCUAUUCGUUGACAGGAUGUCAAUAGAACAAAUUUGGGAACAGUUGGAUCUGAGAGGGGCUAGGGAUGAAAACGAAGAUGGAAAGAGUGAGUUCGACGAAGAAGAAAGCGACGAAGAAGAAGAGGAUUCUCUGGAAGAGUCGGGGGACGACGGUGAAGAGGACGACAGUUCACUACCAGGCGAGGAGGACGUCGCCGAACUUCAGGAGGAGUCUUCAGAAGAGGAGGAGGAGGAUGAAGACCGGCCGUCUUCAAUGUUUGACGUCAUCCGCAAAAAGCCUACCGCGUCGAAGGCAGGAACACACCAAGCGGAGGCAAAAUCUGUUUCAAAAGGGCGAUUACAUCGUGAUUCAGAUUCAGACGACUCAGGCACCGAGUCGGAUGUCGACUUAUUCGAGGCGGUGGAUGAUGCUGUGGACGAGGAGGACCUGGAAGAAGACUACUUCUAUAAGGACUUCUUCGAUGUUCCGAGAUCAUCGAACUUGCGUCGAACAACAAGCACAUCCAAACCGUCAAAGGUCCGGUUCCACGAUCAAGUCAAGGUUAAGAAAAUCAAAGCACGGGGUAAGGGGCUUCCCGUGUCAGCUAUGAUGUACGAGGAAGACGACGAAGAUGACGAAGAUUUUGUGCCGGAGGAUGAUGACAGCAACGACGAAGAAAUGACUGAGGAAGGAGAUGAGGAUGAGGACGAGGAAGAAGGGGAAGAAGAUGAGGAAGAAGAGGAUGUGCAAACAGAGGAUGGUACUAGGUUGGCUAUUGAGAGAAUGAAGGACGACCUCUUCGCGGAGGACGAGGAACAGCAAAAAGACUCGGACAUGACCACCCACGAGCGUCGAAUGGCUGCACUUCGGGAACAAAUCGAGCAACUCGAGGCCGAGAACGUCGCCAAAAAGGACUGGCCUAAAUCUGUGCCCAUCGUCACUGAGGAGGUGGUGGCGGGGCUCGAGGAACGCAUCAAGGCACGCAUCAAAGAGGGCCUAUUCGAUGAUGUUGUUCGCCGACGGCCUUUGGACGACAAAGCAUUCUUGCCGUCUCGCUUGUUUGAGCUGCAAGAUACCAAGUCCCAACAGUCGCUCGCACAGAUUUAUGAAAAUGACUAUAUGGCGGCUCAAGCAGGUACCGCUGCCAAUGACAGGGACGCGAAGCUGAGCAAGGAACACGAGGAAAUCACCAAGUUGUGGGACGGCAUAUGUAACAAACUCGAUGCUUUGUGCAAUGCGCACUACGUCCCCAAGCAGCCAAAGGCAACAAUAUCUACUGUAACUGACGUCGCCGCUGCGACUUUGGAGUCUGCCCUACCGACCAACAAGUCCGUAUCGAGCACGCUCGCUCCCGAGGAGAUAUUUGCGCCUGCUUCAUCGGAUCCUCGCGUACAGAGUGAGCUCACGCCGGCCGAGAAGCGUGCCUUGCGAACGAAACAACGCAAGGCGAGGAAGAAGGAACGUGACUUGCUUGAAAAGAGCGUCGACAAGUUUGCCAAAAAGAAGGGUGUAAAACAGCAGAAAGAUGCAGCGCUGAAAAGUUUGGUUAAGUCUGGGAAGGGUGUCACCGUGGUUGGGAAGGAAGGCAAAAAGGUGAAGACGGCUGGCAAACGCAAGUCAUAGCAAAGGGGGGCUAUGAUACUCUACGAGUUAGCUAGCUUAUUUGGAUGUGUCUUGGACCGCAGUUUGACGCCAUUUUGAUCGACU
Pisolithus orientalis is the source of this 2028-nucleotide messenger RNA. RefSeq names its product Mpp10 protein. The record is from RefSeq and is a predicted model, not a curated record. The transcript is spliced from 10 exons. NCBI's taxonomy places the organism in Eukaryota, Fungi, Basidiomycota, Agaricomycetes, Boletales, Pisolithaceae. Bases 43 to 1944 code for a protein of 633 amino acids. Gene Ontology annotation, cellular component: nucleus; Mpp10 complex; small-subunit processome. Gene Ontology annotation, biological process: rRNA processing.